CUGAGGGGCAAUAGUCUUGAAAUAUGCGCCCAGCAGAAUGGGAUUGCCUUAGAUACUUAUAUUAGGUAGCUAGCCUGCAUAUCCAGUGUACUUUAGUCCUGGCCUCUUUCUCAUCUUUACUUUAAGGACAACUCUUCAAGUCUUUGUCGGGAAUAUAUACUCGAAAUCCGUUCUUCAUAAGUCAUCAGACUCUAAAAUGGCUGCUGAUUCAAGACCGAACAUUAUCUUCAUCAUGGCCGAUGACCAUGCCUCAAAGUCCAUCAGCUGUUACGGUGCUGGAAUCAAUCACACUCCGAACAUUGAUAAGCUGGCGAAGGAGGGGAUGAAGUUUAACCAUUGUUAUGUAACAAACUCCAUCUGCACACCCUCUCGUGCGUCCAUUUUGACCGGAACCUACAAUCAUGUCAACGGGGUUAUGACGCUUGAUAAUCAUAUCAACAAGCAUAUGCCAAACGUUGCAAAGCAUUUGCGCACUGGAGGUUAUCAAACCGCCAUGGUGGGCAAAUGGCACUUAGGUGAGGGCAGAAUGCAUGAGCCAUCGGGAUUUGACUAUUGGUCCGUUCUCCCGGGCCAAGGCGAAUACUGGGAUCCGGAAUUUAUUGAACCGGCUGGAUCGAAGAUCGAAGAUGGCUACGUGACUGAUAUUAUUACGGACAAGUCUCUCGAUUGGAUCCAGGCCCGCGAUGCGCGUCGACCAUUUUUUCUAAUGUGUCACCACAAAGCUCCACAUCGCUCCUGGGAGUGUAACAAUAAGCACAAAAGCCUUUACACGGAUCCAAUACGAUUACCAGACACAUUCACGGACGACUACAAGAAUCGGGCCAAGGCCGCAAAGGUCGCCAAAAUGCGGAUCGUGGAAGACUUGACAUAUCAAGACUUGGGUCUCGUUCAACCAGAGGGUGGGCGAUGGGUGGGUGAGCGCGUCCAGCAAGAGAAAGGUGCUAGCGAGCGCAAGAUCCCCGCCCCUACAGAUGAAGAGUUGGAGAAAUUGCGUCUUGGAGCUGACGAAGAUGCUUGAUUGAGGAAGCUAUCUAGGGGGGAGCUGAACUGAUCUAUCUGGCUACUACUCUGCUGACUAAG
Messenger RNA from Paecilomyces variotii, 1080 nucleotides. Its product is annotated as alkaline-phosphatase-like protein. NCBI's taxonomy places the organism in Eukaryota, Fungi, Ascomycota, Eurotiomycetes, Eurotiales, Thermoascaceae. The coding region runs from base 197 to 1018 and encodes 273 amino acids. Gene Ontology annotation, molecular function: arylsulfatase activity. The transcript has 3 exons. The record is from RefSeq and is a predicted model, not a curated record.